This is a messenger RNA of Pyricularia pennisetigena, 2838 nucleotides long. RefSeq lists its product as uncharacterized. Gene Ontology annotation, molecular function: DNA-binding transcription factor activity, RNA polymerase II-specific; transcription cis-regulatory region binding; zinc ion binding. The coding region runs from base 1 to 2838 and encodes 945 amino acids. Gene Ontology annotation, biological process: regulation of DNA-templated transcription. The transcript is spliced from 4 exons. Gene Ontology annotation, cellular component: nucleus. The record is from RefSeq and is a predicted model, not a curated record. Lineage: Eukaryota; Fungi; Ascomycota; Sordariomycetes; Magnaporthales; Pyriculariaceae.
AUGAGCGACACAAUCGGCCAGUACCAACAGCCACCAUCCGCAUCCACUGGAACCGGAGUCGGAACCGGAGUUGGAAUUGGCAGCGCAAACACGAACAAGAACAAAGGUCCCCGAGCAUGUACAACAUGUGCCCGCGCCAAAUCACGCUGCAUCCCCGGGCCCACACCUGAUAUAUGUGAAAGGUGCCAUCGCCUGAAGAAACCAUGCGCCUCUCAGACCCCAGCUCCGCCUCGGAAGAGGAAGGAGACGAGGUCCAACAGGGUUGCCGAUCUGGAGAGGCGGCUGGAGGAGCUCAAGACAAGACUCCAGCCCGUAGUCGAAGCCCAGCAGCAGCAGCAGCAACAACAGCAGCACCAGGGACAACAUCAAGAAGCACAGCAGCAGCUGAACGGACGGCAACAGUCAUCGCCGCCCCACUCGGUUCAAAGCCCGCAGAGCGACAUACGGCGACAAUCAGCAGCCGGCCUCGUCGGCCAAUUUGACAUGGGCCACAUCUUCCCCACCACUUCCGACCCUCUCCAGCCACCAUCGUUCACGACAUCGUCGACCUUUGGGCCAAGGCCAGGGGCGAAGCCCCAGAGUGCUUCUGCUUCGACCGCAUCGGGGAACGAUGAUACUAAUUCCGAGAAUGGGGCAUUUCCGGGGGCUCCAAGGGUUUCAAGUGAGAUCGACUGGCCGGAAGGGCAACGGGCAGCCAACCUGGUUCAACUGUAUUGCUCUCAGCUUGCGGAACUAUUCCCCUUUGUCGUGAUCCCAGCCGACCUCAGCCACAAUAAGAGACCCUUUUUGUGGAAGGCUGUCAUCAUGGCUGCCUCCUUUACUGAUGGCCUGGAGCAAAACGUAUAUGGAUCUCGACUUCUUAGCGACAUUGCCAUCACGGCGUUUAUUCAGCCCGAAAAGUCACUCGAUCUCCUCCAAGGUCUGCAGCUCCUACUAUCGUGGUACAACUUUAACAUGAACAGCUUUCAGAUAACGAACCUCAUAUUCUUGGCCCGGUCAAUAUGUGUUUCUCUAGGCACUGGGGAGGGGCCGUCGUUGUCGCCUCUGCAGCCUCUAGGUAGCAUGACGAGCGACCCCCUUGCACCCGAGUCUUUGGAGAAAAUGCGAGCCUUUGCAGGAACAUACUACUUGGUCACGAGUGCAUUUACCACCAACAAAAAGCCGGAUGAACUCAUGAACACGUCUUACCUCGACUUUUGCUGCCGAACUCUCGAGAGGAGGAUGGAGUAUCCUACGGACGAACUUGUUGUCAAUCUAGUCAAGGUCCAGCAGCUGUCACAGUCGAUCUCCUUGUCACUAGCAUUACGCAACGACAGCAACUUUUCAAGGUCUAUUGAAUACCAACUGCCGCCGCUAGAUGAUGUCGUCAGAAGCUUCCAGCAGCAACUGCAAGUAUUCGAGCAGAUGCUGCCUGAGACUGUCAAAACCCAACAGGUUUUUAUGGGCCACUUCCGCGUUGCCCAGAUACUACUGUUUGAGGUUGGUCUUAACGAAAAGGCGGCCUCGGAGCUCAUGCAGGUCAGCCGCACGGAGCUCCUGUGGUGCUGCCUUACCGCCUGUCGUGAGUUCAUGGCAUUGCGAUUUGCACAUCAAGACACGGAAGAGGUCCAGGUGGAAGGCGAGCCACCGUCGGACUGCAAGCCGCGCAUGACGAGCCUCGCGGCCGCCGACUUUGUCUACACCUUUAUGACCAUCGUCAAACUCCUGAUGCUUCAGGCUCCCGGUUGGGAUCUGGACGCCGCGCGAUCCGAGAUAGACUUGGAAGGGAUCAUGGACAGGCAGAUGAGGCAGAUCGACGCCAUCAUCGCGUUCCGCCGUCGCACCGGGGACGGUGUACCGUUGACGUCUUCAGUGACGCGCUACUGCCGCCAACCCAAACAGCCGCUAACUUCGAGCAUCGAAGCCUCGGCUGCUUCGAUACCACCAAAGGAAGAUCCCUUCGAGAUGCUGCGAUACCGGCUCAAAGAGUUGAAGGAAAUACUGGCUCGCGAGGCCCCUGGCAUAUUCCCACAGAGGCCUGCGAGCUCGACCUCUCCGGAAAACCUGUCUGUUCUCUUGGGCUUCGGAAACGACAUGGCAGUUCCCGAUACCAUCAUGACGGAUAUGAACAUGGAGUCCUGGGCUUAUCUACUCACCGCUGACGAUGGCCUGCCCCCAGCUGGGCUCAAAGACCCGCCGUCGUACGGCUUCGUAACGGCAGCUACGUCGCGCCCUCCCGUUGAGGCGCCGCCGCCAUACAGCACGACCGCCGAGUCGCCACCUCCACUCGAAAAGGGAGGAGAGAUGGCGGCUGCGGCGGAAAAAACACCAGCAUCGGCGACGACCAACGACGACUCCCCGAUCCUUCACUUCCUCGACCACGAGCACGACAGCGUCUCUUCCCUGUCGCUGCGCUACAACGUCCCCGCCGCCGCUCUGCGCCGCGCCAACCGCCUCGGCAGCGACCACCUCCUGCUCGGCAGGCGCGUGGUCCUCAUCCCCGUCGCUGCUGCUACCACGACGACAAGCCUGAGUCCGCACCCCGUUGAGGGCGAGGACGAGGAGCGUCGCAAGAGCCGCAUACGGAGGUGGAUGGUUGCGUGUAAGGAGGCCGACUACGACGUCGCCGUGCUGUACCUGGAGCAGAACGACUACGACGUCGAGGCCGCCGUCGAAGCUUAUUUUGCCGAUGAAGCUUGGGAGAGGGCGCACCCGGUCGCUGGCCGCAGCAGCAAGAGGGGAACUGGGGGCUGGAACCGUCUCAGCACACCCGCGUCCGCCUCCUCUUCUUCGGCCACGCCCGCAAGGUCGUCGUCGGCCUGGCCGCUUUCGAGUUUUGGUCUGGGCUCGUGGCGAUGA